This is a messenger RNA of Calypte anna (Anna's hummingbird), 1565 nucleotides long. It is a transcript of the gene INKA1, whose product is annotated as inka box actin regulator 1. The transcript is spliced from 3 exons. The record is from RefSeq and is a predicted model, not a curated record. Lineage: Eukaryota; Metazoa; Chordata; Aves; Apodiformes; Trochilidae. Gene Ontology annotation, molecular function: protein kinase binding; protein serine/threonine kinase inhibitor activity. Gene Ontology annotation, cellular component: nucleus. The coding region runs from base 1 to 1521 and encodes 506 amino acids.
AUGGCUCUCUGGCUGUUUGGGACAAGCUGGAGCCCGUUGCCACGGGUGCAGGGCACCACCCCGGACCAGCGUCACGCCAGACACCCGUGGCUGCUAGCCCGGCCCCAGGGCAGAGACAAGGUCAUGGUCGGGUGCCCCCAGUCCCACACCCUCCUCUCUCAGCCCCACGCCGUGCCUGGCUGGGCUGGCGGAGAACGGCCCCUGUGGCGGGGAUCACCCAUCCCUCCUCCAGUGCUCAGACCUCCGCUGGCCGCCUCUCCGCCGAGUCCUCCCGGCCCCGGGACCCCCGGUUCCCGCGAGGCUAGGGUACUGCCCACCGAGACACUCGGUCCUACUCCCCACGGCGGUGCCCAGCCCCGCUGUGUCCGCAGCCGGGUGUUGGCGGGCGCGGGGCCCCGGGGCGGCGGGGCGGGGCCCCGGGCGGCGGUGCCGGUGCCGGUGAGGGCCGGGCUCACGUUACGGCGGCCCCAUUGGCCACGGCGGGGCAGGGCGGGGCCGCCCGGGCAGCAACGGGAGGCGGUGGGCACAGCCGGGCGUUGCGCUGCUGCUCCGCCACCGGCACCGGCGGGACCGGCAGCGGGGCCGGCAGCUGGGCCGGGUAUGCACGGCCCCCGCCUGCACGCCUGCCCGGGACAGCUCGGCGCGGACCGGCAGUCCCGGCGGGAGGCGGGGGCGACGCCGCGGGAGCACAUGCCCGGCACACGGCAGGCACCGCAGCACCCCGCCGGUGCUCCGGGGUCGGCCCCUCGUCUCCCGCGCCCCGGGUCGGCGGCGGACUCGGCCUGCAGCCUGGAACCGGGGGGCGAGGAGGAGGAAGUGGGGGGCCUGGCAGCCCGCUCGCCCCCAGCCAGCGAGCGCAGCCUGGAGUUCGACUCGGGGUACUCGGAGGCGUCGGGGGGCACAUGGCGGGAGGACGAAGUGCCCGUACGGCGCCGGCACCCACCGCCCUGCCAGAGGGCACACCGGCUUUCCGCCGGCCCCGCUGCCCCGUCGCCCGCUCCCGCCCGCCGCAUACGCCCCAAAUCCACCUCGGACGCCUGCCUGGAGCAGUGGCGGGUGCUGGAGCCAGCUGACACGCAGGACUGGACCGUGGCAUUGCUGUCACAGAGCCGGAACCGGCAGCCCCUGGUCUUGGGUGACAACUGCUUCGCCGACCUGGUGGAGAAUUGGAUGGACCUGCCCGAGGUGGGCACGGAACCCCGGCGCCGAAAUCCCGCCGAGCCGUCCCGCCGGCUGGCCAAGCCCCCCGCCUUCCUCCUCAGCCUCUCGGGCAACGUACGCCGUAAACUGGCCAACAUGGCCCGACCCCGGGGUGGCGAGGGUGCGCGACCGGGGGGUCGCGAAGCCACCAAGCGUUUUUCCUGCCCACUAGGGCUGGGGGGGCAGCCCAAGGGCGCCUGCUUCCACCAGUCCCAUAGCAACAUCGCCCAGCUGGCUACGGACUUCCACCGCUUCACUGCUCUCAUGAACAGCCGCAGCCGCCAGCCCAUCAUCUGCAACGAUGUUAUCGGUUACAUUUAGCCCUGCCCGCACCCUCCUCCGCUGUAAAUAAACCCCCCUUUUGU